AUGUGGUCGCGGUCGCGGCCGGGCGGUCGCCCCCGGGGCGGCAACUUUGGGCUUGUGCUUUCGGCGGGCAUCUGGUCCGCGGCCCGCACGCACGCCAGGAUAUUAACGCCGGAAAAAGCUAUAUCCUCCUCCUUUCCGGCCACCAGUACGGCACUCGAGCGCGGACGCAAGAGCGGCCGCAAUGUAGUGUCGCUGGAGGUGCAGGAGGAAGGCGGUGCAGGGGGAAAGAAACACGGUCUCUCGUCGCACGUCGCGGGGGGAGAAGGAGAUGCCAGCGCUGGUGCGGGUUCACCACCAGUAGGAGGUUCGCAGGCUCAAGCUGCGGUUGCGCAACCCCUCGCAAGUAGUACGAACGAAGACGUUGAUCUCCUACAACAGCUUGACACGCCACUGACAGACACCAGCAGUGCAUUCGACGGAGACGAAGCCGCUUUUGUGGAACUGCCCGCCUCUGAAGGAGGUCGUGGCAGUGCAGGUCCGCUGAAGGAGGACCAGCAGCAGCGAACGAGUAGAAUCUUGCAAGUGCAACUGACGCGAGAAGGUACAAAUCAUGGAAACAAGCUUCCGAAUGAAAUCGAGUUACUCGAGCAGAAUCAUAGGCAGCAGACUGCGGCUGAUGUUGGGGGAAGCCCAGAUGUUGACCAGAGCAACUUCGUCGUUUCCGCCGCGACCCCAGCAGCGCAGCGGAGCGAAGUUGCACUCCCGCCGAGCAGCGUGGAAGACCAGAGGACAGCAAGUGGCGCGGAUAGCACGGAUCCCAUGGAGGGAGACAGUAGUUCCGGGAGCAAAAAGUCUUCGGGAGAUGAACCAGCCGACAGUCUAGUUCCUUUCGCAAACAACUACGAACAAGUCAAAGCACAAGCUGACGAAGGAACAGGAGAUGAAGGCGACGAUGUGAGCCUGAUGAGCAGCAAGACGAAGGGCGGUUCCUUCCUUUCUGAGACCGAUGACGACGAUGAAACGGACGAAAUGGCUCGGGUAAAAGCGAGACUUCAUGAGCAAGAAAAAGAAGUGGCCCGACUCCGCACCGCCUUGCACACCAAGGAGCUCGACAAGAGCAAGGAGCAGCUCGAGAGCACGUCCGUUCUGACGGGCGAGGAAACAGAUCCAAGCACCGCAUUAACGUCCAAGAAGAAAACAGAGACAACAGCGAGAAGUACUAGUGAUAAAGUGGUAAAAAAGAAAGCGUCGGCAGCAGCAUCCUCUUCCGCCGUCCUGAACGAAAAGGUCAUCGCAAGAGUUUCCGCAGACGCCUCGCCCCCAGACCCGCCGGCGGCCGCCUACCCGAACGGAAACAGCACAAUCUGUGCAAAACAGGACUUCCAAGAUAUGGGCUGCUGGACUGCAGCGUCUGGUGCUGAUCACGCGUUCCCGGAUAACGAAAUUACUUUGCAGAGUAUGAAUCUCGUAUACAAUGUAACUAUGCCCCCGCCCUCAAAUUUUUAUCAGUCUUGUGCAGUAGAUGUAGGAGAGAGACAGCACGACAUCAUCUUCAUUAUGAAGAGCAACGGGACCACCACCCAUCCAGAGCACCGUGACAAAAUUUUUGGACGGAGGCGUAGUUGCGUGACGGCAUACUGAGCCGCUAAUGAGUCCUUCGUUACCGCUUGUGCCGAGUACUGUUCCCUCGAUGCUACCUUGGGAGACAAGAAAGUAGUGGACGGGCUCUACCCCUACGAGUUCAUCGGCAUUCAGGGUGGAGGCAGUGCGGGCGAUACCGAGCUGAAGUGUUACUGCGGGGACGAUGUCACGAGCGCGACUGGCAUCUACCGGUUUGGAGAAAUGGGCAACUGCGACGUAUGCGCGGACCGCGAACAGGACAAGACUCUUGGCCUCAAGUGUGGUUCCUCGGAUGCCGUCAGCAUCUUUCGCAUCAGUAUUUACAGCUACGCUUUUUCUUCAUGGUUAUUCUACUUCUAGGUUUACGCGCUCGCCUAAAGAAGUAGGAAUGCAGCGGUUGGUGAUGUAUCUAUGUCAUAUGAAUUGAACUUCAUCUUCUAUCGAUAAGGACAAAGUCUAAGAAAGUUGGAAAAAUCACGCACCAUGCCUACUACUUAUGUCCUUGUGGAUGAAGACAUCAGGCGAGAUGGGACGGACGAGGGUGUCAGACGUCGAAGAGGCGACAAAUAAAUAUGCAGCAAAGUUGUUUAGCAUAAAUAUGCACAACGCUACCUGGACAUAAUUCUAAUUGUAUUGUUCUCACUCCUACACCUACAGCCCCGCCGUUCGAGGUAAAUCAGACCAGUGGAAAGAAAUUUCGUUCGCUGCCUGUCAAGCUCCUGAAGAAGUACGAGACGCAAGUAUUCGAGGAUCGACCUUUUCUGAUGGAGUCGUGGCCGUCGCAGCUGGACCCUCUGUGCCGCUAUCUGCAGCUGCCUAACGACGACGCAGCCACGCCAAGCUACGCGAUACAGACCUCUUUGGACGUACAGGAGCUGUUUCAUCACGAUGAUUAGUAAAGUGAUUCCUAUUUUUGGAACCAGCACAAGAAAAAAAGAAGGCGUGAGGUGGACAGAUGCUUCUUCAGAUACCUGAGUCGUGCUUCCGCAGACUCCGACUUUGUGAGGAUGAAAAACAAAAUCAAACAAAAUCAGUUUACAAACAUGGAUAUGACCGUUUACGUUGAUUUGUGGGACUCGAUCCAGCACCCGAACACAGGGCAUUUCGGGUGGACUAAGUGGCCAGAAAAAGUGCGGUGGAACAAACGUGCGGCUAUCCCGAUGGGCCUGAAGUUCAAUGACAGCGGCGUCACCUUCCAGGGUCCGGUGUACCAGAGGAAUUAUUUUCGCGGUAAGAAGACGAUUUUAUGAUGGACGACAUUCAUUUAUUUUGCUUUUGCAGAACCGUGACUUCGCGCUAGCCUUGAGCAAAAAUCAAGUAGGACGAGCUAGAAGAUGUUGAUCCAAAUGAAAUGUUGCAAGAUUUACUCCCGCCCUAAACUAACAGGGACCACAGCGCUGCUGUACGGAAACGAUGGCAGCGGGCAUGGUACCUACGCCGUGUUUGUGUGCCCCAAGAAGCCGUAUGCAGACAAUCCGUUCGGGAACGUAUCGCAAGAAAAAGUGUUACAGUUACACAUUGUCAUGCAAGACUGGCAACAGAGACAACCUUUCUCAUGCGGGAAAUGCUUCCGAGCCUCUUUUCCUUCCUGUUUUCCCUUAGGAUCUUCGCAUUACAAGUUUUCUCUGCCACACAGAGAAAAUUUGUGAUGCAGAAACUCCAACAAGUGUGUAACUGUAACACUUUUUUCUCGUGAUAGAACGCAGUGAUGAUACAGUACAUGGAGCACACCGUGAAAAACCGGUUUCAAGAUUGCGGCAAGGCCACCGCUAUCAAAUGUAAAAAUGUCUGGGUCUGGAAGAAUGCAACUUGUCAUGGUAAAUCUGAAGCUUGCAAAAAUCUGUGUUGCAUGAUUACCAAAAGUCGUCCAGUUUUGGCCAAGUCGGGCGGGAGUUUCUCAUGCAGCAUAGGCAUGAGAGAGAGCGCACAGAAUCUGUCAUGCUAGGUCCUGCAUUCCAGACCUCAUUGGUCAUGGAAAAGCUGCAUGACAAAUCGCGCACGUGAUGUGGUGCAGUCGGGUAUGCAUGACAAAUCGCGCACUCUUCCAGAACCAGACAUUUUUGCAUUUGAUAACCGCCAACGUCGAAGGCAUCAAGUUUCUGGAACGUUUCGAGAACGAAACGGAAAUGGGGAUUUUAACGCGCUGCGGGCAGCAUUGUGGAUUGACGUCCCAAGUCGGCUGCGGGGGAUUUGUGUACGUCUUCAAUUCCAGCGCCACCGAAACCGAGCCCGUCGGGAAGUGCCUUUUCAGCAACAGCACCGAGAUCUCAGAACAGGCCUGCAACCCCUCGGACACCCGGCGAUCCUUCCAGCGUUUGAAUGCCGUUAUCUCCAUCGACAACUUUGGUUCUGUGCCGCGCCCCGAUGUUCCAUGA
Amoebophrya sp. A120 is the source of this 3935-nucleotide messenger RNA. Lineage: Eukaryota; Dinophyceae; Syndiniales; Amoebophryaceae. The record is from the annotation of a GenBank genome assembly.